This is a messenger RNA of Postia placenta MAD-698-R-SB12, 2197 nucleotides long. RefSeq lists its product as hypothetical. Lineage: Eukaryota; Fungi; Basidiomycota; Agaricomycetes; Polyporales; Adustoporiaceae. Gene Ontology annotation, biological process: copper ion import; intracellular iron ion homeostasis; iron ion transport. The transcript is spliced from 8 exons. The coding region runs from base 262 to 2085 and encodes 607 amino acids. The record is from RefSeq and is a predicted model, not a curated record. Gene Ontology annotation, molecular function: ferric-chelate reductase activity. Gene Ontology annotation, cellular component: plasma membrane.
CCGCUCUGCACUAAGCACACGGAUGAGCAUAAUAUGGUGGAUGCCAUGGAUUACCCCAGUUCUAUUCAUUUGAAACCGUCUUUCAGUCUUAUUCAGAACCUACCUUGGUACCGCUGGGCAAGACUCUGAGCCCAUGUUCCAGAUCGGAGGGGCUGACAAUGGUACAGGCUCCUCCGAGUCCCGGGGAUGAUGUUCUUUCAUCUCAUUUCUUGCUGUGUUUCUAACUUACGACAUUAACGAACUAUAUUUUCACGAUCUCUCAUGAUUGAAUCUACACUUAUCAUGGACUUUGCUAGCGGCAGAGAAACUAGCCUCGAUGCUCUCCAACAUUCGGCUGUGCCAAAAGCGGAGAGUGCCAACGUUGUCUUUUGGGUCGACAUCUUUAUACUCUGCUUUAUUGCCAUUUGCACACUUUUUCAAUCCCCGCGCUAUUUUGCUCGCCUACUGAGUCCCGACGAGAGAGGCGGCGGACACUUCCUAUCAAGAAAUCCCGUGGCUAGGACGGUCGCUUCUAGUCCUAGCUUGAUGAAGACGAGCGAGUCAUCCGCCGACCUUGUGGAAAGGGCACACUCUGGUAAAUUGGAGCAGCGCACUAAUGCUUUCGUCCCGCAACACAUUCGCGCGUGGCCCACAGUACUCAGGACGACCACCGCAUUUCUGCGUAUCCGGUUCCUCGGCAGAAUCCAUCUUGGCGGUACAAUGCUUCUGACAUUUUAUUUCGGGCUGCUCCUGUUCGCUGGGCUGUACAGGGACAGCUUAUUCACCAACCAAAUACGUGCUGCGUACGUGGCUGUCUCACAGAUCCCGUUCGUAGUCGCCCUGGCUACGAAGAACAACAUCAUCAGUAUGCUCAUCGGCAUCGGGUGGGACCAUAUGAACUACAUCCAUCGCUUCACGGGAAGACUGCUUGUGAUAGCGGCCAACGUCCAUGCCAUAGGAUACAUUUACCGCUGGACAAUCUUGGGGAAGUUCACGAGGCAUAUAGAGCAACCGCGCUACAUCUGGGGUAUUGUUGCGCUCGUAUGUGUCGAUGUUCUGUUCUUCUUCUCCCUUGCCAUAUGGCGUCAACGAGCAUACAACGUCUUCUUCGUCUCACAUGUCGUCGCGUUCAUACUCUUUCUGGUUGCGGUGUGCUUUCACAUGCGCGACGCGCUUCCAUAUGUUCUCGUGGGCGCUGGUAUCUACAUGGUCGACCUCCUACUGCGUUUCGCGAAGACCCGUAUCUGCGCGGCGAAUCUCCAGGCUCUGCCAGAGCUUGACAUGACGUCUCUUCAAAUUCCAACGCUCAAUGCAGGAUGGCGCGCAGGCCAGCACGUACGGCUACGCGUGCUCUCCACGGGCAUGGGUUGGCACGGCUGCGCAGAGACCCAUCCGUUCACGAUUGCAAGUGCGAGCAUGGGGACGGCGCAGCAAGGUCUCGUCAUACUGGCCAAGAACACAGGGAGAUGGACGCAGCGGCUGUACAACAUUGCUGCUGGGUCGCCGUUCGGGGAAGGCUCGAAUGUCACCGUCAAGGUCAUGGUGGAGGGACCAUACGGCGGUCCGGGAAACACCGUGAUUUCCAGCUUCUCGGGGGCACUGUUUGUCGUCGGAGGCAGCGGGAUUUCGUACGCACUGUCGUCCGUAGAAGAACUACUGGAGAAGGCUGCAAGAGGCACCAGCAGCGUCGCUGUCGUCGACCUGAUUUGGUGUGUCAAAUACCCCGACUCCCUCAUUCCGCUCGCGUCUAUCUUCUCCUCGCUGCUGCUUGAGAGCGCAGCAGGCCCUACGGCGCUGCAGAUCUCUGUCUUCUUUACACGCGCGCCGACAGCCGGACACUCGCUCAAGGCCUUCGACCUGCCUGCAGGUAUGACACUGGACUCGGGUCACCCGAACAUCCCUUGUCGGCUGGCCGAUCUCGUCGAACGCGCCAAGGCCCGCCAGGCCGCAGCAGGAACGCGCGCGAAGCCGCGCGGCGUCCUCGUCGGCACGUGCGGACCAUUGGCGCUAGGCGAAGUCGUGCGCGAAGCCAUCGACGGGCUGGACGAAUUGCUCUACGAGACGGUCGGCGGCAUCGAGCUGAACGAAGAAAUUUACUCUCUCUGAGAGGCGUUCCUUGGGCUUCAGCGCUAGGGUUUGGUGGCGGAACGGGCCCACUUGUAUGUAAUGUAGCGGUAUCGACGCCACCGUGGCAAUGACAUGUUGCUUUGAUGCACGA